UACGAAGCUUCUGCAUAAUUAUCACAGCAGUUCUUCAGUAAGCAAUGAAAGUCUCUAUAAUUUUUUGCCUUCUGUACACUUCGGUGUAUGCACAGCAUCCGCCCAAUCCAUCUAAGUUAGCCGAGAUGGCCAGGUACAUCAUCAACGCUGUCGAUUGGAUUUCCAUUUCUACUAUAUCUACAUAUCCCUCUUUUGAGACCUAUCCAUUCUCAAAUAUAAUGUCCGUCAGCGAUGGACCAGUUGGUAAAGGUGCUGGAACACCAUAUUUCCUCCUGACACAUUUAGAUCUAUCCGCAAAAGACCUAUUGGAAGAUAAUAGGACUACUAUAGUGGCCUCUUUAGCACAGGUCAAUAAUUUCUGCAAUAAACAGUCAUGGGAUCCUCAAGAUCCUCGCUGCGGAAAGGUGAUGCUAGUUGGAAGAAUAUCAAAGGUAAACCUUGAUUCCAGUGAUUUAGUAGUGGCAAUGGAAGAUUUUAUCACAAGGCAUCCUACUUUGAAGGGUUUGAUCAAUA
Nicrophorus vespilloides is the source of this 513-nucleotide messenger RNA. Its product is annotated as protein CREG1-like. The record is from RefSeq and is a predicted model, not a curated record. Lineage: Eukaryota; Metazoa; Arthropoda; Insecta; Coleoptera; Silphidae.